Punctularia strigosozonata HHB-11173 SS5 is the source of this 1330-nucleotide messenger RNA. Its product is annotated as Fcf2-domain-containing protein. NCBI's taxonomy places the organism in Eukaryota, Fungi, Basidiomycota, Agaricomycetes, Corticiales, Punctulariaceae. Gene Ontology annotation, molecular function: RNA binding. Gene Ontology annotation, cellular component: nucleolus. Gene Ontology annotation, biological process: RNA processing. The transcript is spliced from 4 exons. The coding region runs from base 48 to 1016 and encodes 322 amino acids. The record is from RefSeq and is a predicted model, not a curated record.
CAGACGUCUGACACUUGUUUAGACGGUCGAUAGACGGCUCGUUGAUCAUGCCGUCACCCCCAGCCGCGGGGCCAAGCUCUCCUCCCCCCCGCAAGCUAAAGGCGCCUUCAGCCCCUUCAGGCGGUUAUUCGAGUUCUUCGUCGGUUUCGUCUUCAGAGUCGGACUCGGCGUCAAGCUCUGACGAGGAAAGCACAACAAGCGAAUCCGACGAAGAAAUCAACCCAGAGUACCUUGAUUCCCUUCUCGAGAGGGCACGGCGGAAUGUACAAGCGCGAAAGGCUUCAUCGACCGUCGAGGAGGACGUUAUACGACUAGAAGGCGUCGAUGGAAUAGCGACGGAUGCCGUCCUUCCCGCCCUUGACCCCGGACCUCUGCCUCCGCCAUAUAUCACAACAGAAUCUGACAACAACACGGAAAACACGAUAAAAAAGCAGCGUCGUCGCCGGAGAACCGACGGGGCCUCCGCCAAAGUCGCCGACCCUGAGGCAACGCGGACCGAGAAUGCUGCUGCCGCUAUCGCUAGUUAUUUCCAAGGCGCCCCCGCCCCGCCAUUACCCCCUCCUGAACUCGAUCCCAAAACUGGACGGGCUUUGACCAAGAAGGAACGGAAAGCUCUCAAGGCUGACACUGCUGGCGCAUCCUGGUUCGAUUUGCCCGCUCCUCCCGCCGCGGAGCUCCCACGGCUCUAUCGCGAGGUCGAAGCACUGCGCCUACGGAACCAUCUUGACCCCAAGCGUUUCUAUCGAAAGGAGGAGGGAGAAGGAAAGGGAAUCAAGGGAUUGCCCAAGUACUUUGCGAUCGGAACGGUUGUCGCUGAACGCUCACCAUUCGACACGGCUUCGCCAAGUAACCUAACAAGGGCGGCGAGAAAACGAACGCUCGUUGACGAACUAGUGGACGAUGCAGAGGCGAAGUCGUACGCGAAGAAAAAGUUCAAGGAGCUGCAGACGGUCAGAGGAGCCCGAGGCAAGGGUACGCUACGGGCGAAGAACGCCCUGCGGAAGAAGAAGUGGUGAUGGAACGAGAGUUGUUGGGCGCAACUCGGUGCUUCUCGAGGCUGCGAUCGUCGACGUCGCCUCGGGCCUCGCUGUUGCACCGUAUUCAGCGGCAGCGGCUAGGUUUGACGACCUAUCGCCUUUUCUUCGCGGAUCCGACUGGACGGGAGCGAUACGUCAUGGAUGCGUCCAUACGGAUAUACGCGAGAAGGUCGAGGGCCUUCGCAUCGUCAUGGGGGAUCACCGAUGAGAUUGCGUGCAGAUGUCGCGGUUGCCCAGACUCCUGAUGUCGAGCACGGCGUAGUGUAUGUCUUUAUCCAUUGGAUGUUAUCGCA